Messenger RNA from Syngnathus typhle (broad-nosed pipefish), 1015 nucleotides. RefSeq names its product pancreatic and duodenal homeobox 1 (gene pdx1). Gene Ontology annotation, cellular component: nucleus. The transcript is spliced from 3 exons. Gene Ontology annotation, molecular function: DNA-binding transcription factor activity, RNA polymerase II-specific; RNA polymerase II cis-regulatory region sequence-specific DNA binding. The record is from RefSeq and is a predicted model, not a curated record. Gene Ontology annotation, biological process: type B pancreatic cell differentiation; regulation of transcription by RNA polymerase II. Bases 196 to 963 code for a protein of 255 amino acids. NCBI's taxonomy places the organism in Eukaryota, Metazoa, Chordata, Actinopteri, Syngnathiformes, Syngnathidae.
AUCCAGUGAGUCAACACGUGGCCAUGUUGACUUUGUUCAAUUUAGCGGAGGCUCCGCUCAGCCAAUGGAUGGCCUCCCAGCCAACUCACGUGCUCCCAGCGCGGGCACACCUGCACGCGCCAAGUGGGCGCAGCCAGCCACUAGAGGAGAAGGUCCACCACGCCAGGGGCGAGGGCCCUGCAGCGAGCGCCAGCCAUGCAUCGCGACAACCACGCGUACCAGCAACUCCCGUUCAAGGAGGACUCUUGCGCGUACCAGAGGGCGGACGACUUUGCCCACAACCCGCCGCCCUGCCUCUACAUGAGCCGGCAGGUGCAGGCCGGGUACCCGGCGGGAGCCACCCUGGAGCCGACGGACGGCCUGGCGGAACCCGCCUACGGGCUUUCGCUGCGGGAAGACCUCGGGAUCCCGAUGCUCCACCACCGCCACCAGCACCAUCACCAGCAGCAGCAGCUCCAGGACCAAGCGCCGCAACACCCGCCGCCGCUCACACCCGCCGCGGCCUUUGGCGACACGGCCGAGCUCAGCCGAUUCCACCUUCCUUUCCCCUGGAUGAAAAGCAGCAAGGCCCACUCCCACGCGUGGAAGGCGCAGUGGACAGGUCCGUACAUGAUGGCCGAGGUUGAGGAGAGCAAGCGUACACGCACGGCCUACACGCGUGCUCAGCUUCUCGAGCUGGAGAAGGAAUUUCUUUUCAACCGCUACAUCUCCAGGCCUCGCCGCGUGGAGCUGGCGCUCACCCUCAGCCUGACCGAGCGCCACAUCAAGAUCUGGUUCCAGAAUCGCCGCAUGAAGUGGAAGAAGGAGGAGGACCGGCGGCGGGCUCGGAGGGGUGAGCCCGACCAGGACUCGGCCGUCACCUCCGGGGACCAGGGAGAGACGGCGCCAGCGGGGCUCUCGCCGCCACCGCCGCCGCUCUCCCCAGAGUCCCGCUCUCUGGACCAAAAGAACACGCUUUUUUGAAGCCUCAUCAUGGAUGGAAGCAGGAACACGGGCUACACAUGUCAUAAUAAUC